Cynoglossus semilaevis (tongue sole) is the source of this 1453-nucleotide messenger RNA. RefSeq names its product distal-less homeobox 5a (gene dlx5a). Gene Ontology annotation, biological process: cell differentiation; anatomical structure formation involved in morphogenesis; regulation of transcription by RNA polymerase II. The transcript is spliced from 3 exons. Gene Ontology annotation, molecular function: DNA-binding transcription factor activity, RNA polymerase II-specific; RNA polymerase II cis-regulatory region sequence-specific DNA binding. NCBI's taxonomy places the organism in Eukaryota, Metazoa, Chordata, Actinopteri, Pleuronectiformes, Cynoglossidae. The record is from RefSeq and is a predicted model, not a curated record. The coding region runs from base 341 to 1201 and encodes 286 amino acids.
ACACAACAAUGCAGCCCAUGGCCCUGGUGCUUUCCCCCUUAUAAGAAAGCUGGCGGAGUGAAUUGGGUGUAGCUGAGUCUGUGUGCGACUUGGCCAAUGGAACCAGAUCCUCCCUGCAGUGCGUAAGAGCGCGGUUUAGGAUUUAACCAAGUCUUUGCUGCGGGGCUGGCUGCAGUCUUCAGUAGAGUCCGACGGCCUGAGAGCCUUCCAACGAUGCCAGUGUAGUCUCCACACCGCUUUGGAUCACACCGACCUCGACUUUUUUUAAUGAUAAUUAAACACUCGUAAUUUAAAAAACAACACGCGCGAAAAGAGAAAACUACACGUUGGCUUCCAAAGUAUGACUGGAGUAUUCGACCGGAGGAUCGCGAGUGUGAAACCUGCAGACUUCCAGAGCUCCUUCCAACUCUCAGCCAUGCACCACCCGUCUCAGGAAUCUCCCACUUUACCUGAGUCUACAGCCACGGACUCUGGCUACUACAGCCCCGCGGCUGGUGGAGUCUCUCACGGCUACUGCUCUCCCAGCUCCACCACGUACGGGAAACCGCUCAACGCGUACCAGUACCAGUACGCGGGCGUCAAUGCGUCUGCUGGAAAUUACCCGACCAAGUCUUACACCGACUACAGCUCGUACACGACCCCCGCCUAUCACCAGUACGCAGGGACUUACAGCAGAGUACAAGCCCAGCCGAGUCCACAAGAAAAAGAGAUUAGCGAGCCUGAGGUGAGGAUGGUAAAUGGCAAGCCGAAGAAAGUGAGGAAGCCCCGGACGAUUUACUCCAGCUUCCAGCUGGCCGCCCUGCAGAGGCGCUUCCAGAACACACAGUACCUGGCACUGCCGGAGAGAGCCGAGCUGGCUGCCUCACUGGGGCUAACGCAAACACAGGUCAAGAUUUGGUUUCAGAACAGGAGAUCCAAAAUGAAGAAGCUCAUAAAAAACGGCGAGCAUCUACCGGAGCACAGCCCGAGCUCCAGCGACCCCAUGGCGUGCAACUCUCCACAGUCCCCGGCCGUCUGGGACACACAGGGCCCGUCCAGGCCGCACAGCCUACAGCCACAGAAUAUCAACACGACGCCGUCUAACUUUUUGGAAAACUCGGCCUCUUGGUACACCACAGCCGGAACCUCAAUGACGUCCCACCUGCAGAGCCCCAACUCGAUACAGCACUCACUGGCUCUUGGAGCAGGGACGUUAUACUGAACAAAGAAGCAAACAAGACAAAAAAGAAACGGAAAAAAACCCCUUGUUGUUCAUUUCAACCCCCCCUUUUCUCUCCUUCUUUGGGACUCGUGUUCAUUUUUUUUUCAGAGGAAUAUGCAAUGUAUUUGAUGCCAGUCAUAGAAGAACCGUGUAAAAUGUGUAAAUGUGUGCAUGUAAUUUAUUGCAUUUUUUGGAAGACUAUUAAACGUUUAAAUGGACAAUGGUACUCUGAGAGCCCCCCCCCUCUCUACA